Messenger RNA from Parathielavia appendiculata, 780 nucleotides. RefSeq lists its product as uncharacterized. Gene Ontology annotation, biological process: 7-methylguanosine RNA capping; 7-methylguanosine cap hypermethylation. NCBI's taxonomy places the organism in Eukaryota, Fungi, Ascomycota, Sordariomycetes, Sordariales, Chaetomiaceae. The transcript is spliced from 3 exons. The record is from RefSeq and is a predicted model, not a curated record. Gene Ontology annotation, molecular function: RNA cap trimethylguanosine synthase activity. Gene Ontology annotation, cellular component: nucleus. The coding region runs from base 1 to 780 and encodes 259 amino acids.
AUGACACGCUGGCCCGUUGAAGGGACACUGCCUCUGACUGAGCAAUGUCACCACUACGAAGAUAUCAAUGAAGUCCCUUCAGAUCUUCAAAAAUACUGGCAUCAACGCUACUCAAUAUUCAACUUCUACGACUACGACAUCCGCAUGACAGACGCCGCCUGGUUCGGCGUGACCCCCGAGCCGGUGGCUACACAAAUCGCCAAGGACAUCCCCUCUCACAACCAUUCCACCCCGCGCAAAGACACCAUCAUUGACCUGUUCGCCGGCGCAGGCGGCAACACUAUCGCUUUCGCCCUCUCCGAGAAGUGGAAGCGCGUCAUUGCCAUCGAGAAGGACGCGGCGACCCUGGCUUGCGCGCAGCACAACGCCGCCAUCUACGGCGUCGCAGACGCCAUCACCUGGGUGCACGGCGACAGUCUCGACUUUCUUGCCCGUCUUAAGAUCCCAGGCAGCGGUAAGUCCAAGGGCAAAGGGAAAGCACUCGAACUUGAUCCAUCCCUGUGGGUCGAUUUCUCGAGGACCGUCCUCUUCGCCUCGCCGCCCUGGGGAGGCGUGAGUUACCGCGGCCAAGACGUGUUUGACCUCAGCACCAUGGAGCCGUACAACCUCGAGACGCUGCACGAGGCCUGCCGGCCGAUGGAGCACGCGCUGUAUCUGCCGCGGACGAGCGAUCUGAGGCAGAUCGCCGAGCUGGUACCGGAUGGCACAAAGAUCGAGGUGGUACAGUACUGCAUGGAGGGCGCAAGCAAGGCCAUGGUGGCGUAUAUGCCCGCUGAAUGA